AUGAGUCUCCGUGACCUGGUCGAAGGUGAGGCCAUGCUGGAGGAUGACGAGAAUGAUGAGGAGGUUGCCGACGACUACGAUGAGGAGCGCCGUGACGGACCGCGCACCGGCAAUCGCUACGAUGACUCGAGCGAGGAGGACGAGGACGAGGACGAUGAUGAAGACGCCGCGCGCGCCGUUCGCGAAGGGUUCAUUGUCGACGAAGAUGAAGAGAUCGAGGAGCGCACCAAGCGCAGGUCCGAGAAGAAACGGCCGCGCGCUCGCGAAGAGGAGCAUCUCGACGAGGAAGAUCUGGAACUGAUUGGCGAGCAUGUCCCGGGCCUCAGCCGGGGCACGACUUCUGAUCAGUCUAAAUUCAAGCGCCUCAAGCGAGGUCGAGAUCGCGACCACCGCCAACCGUCUCAAGGUAUCGAUGAUAUGUUCAAUUCUGAUGAGGAAGAGGAGGCGGCACAGCAAUAUAGCCGACCCAGUCACCGCGGCCGCAUGCACGAUGAGAUGGACGACUUCAUUGAGGAAGACACCUUUUCCGACGAGGAGGCACAACGUGAGCGCGAUGAUCUCGAAGUUGCAGCCCCCGUCCGGGCAAGCAUGCCAGGCCUGGGGGCCACCGAUGUGGCUGGUCUGGAUGAAAAUGCAAUGGAAGACCUCCGUGCUGCCUUCGGCGACGGCGAGGAUUACAGGUUUGCCCUGGAUAUUGAAGAGCAAGAAGAUGAAGAGAAACAGGAUGAGGACCGACACCUUGAUUUGAAGGACAUCUUUGAGCCGUCGCAAUUGGCGGAGAAGAUGUUAACGGAGGACGACAACCAGAUCCGUCUUCUUGAUGAGCCUGAACGCCACCAGAUAGCUCGCAAACCGUACCGCCAUGUGACGCUCACAGAGGACCAGUUCCGUGAGGAGGCCAUAUGGAUUUCCAACUUGAUGCUGCUCAAAAAGCGCAUGGAGCCAGAGCUGCGUGAGCCGUUCCAGCGCUCCGUGGCCAAGAUGCUGGAGUUCUUAAUCACAGAUGACUGGGAAGUCCCCUUCAUCUUCCAGCACCGCAAGGAUUACAUGAUUCAUGCGGUUAAGGAGCCGCUCAAUGGAGCCGAUCCCGCCGACGAGUCUGCGCAGUACAACAUUCGAGCUGAGAAGCUCUUGAACAUGACCGACCUAUGGGAUAUCUUCGAAUAUGACCUCAAGUUCCGCGCCCUGGUCGACAAGCGCAACACAAUCCAGAAGUCGUACGACAACCUGCAGAGCCUUUUCAACGUCAAUGAUGCCAUUGUGGAGGACCUGUUGGUCGCAGCAGCUACCAUGGAAGAGCUCCAAGAUGUACAAGACUACAUUCACUUUCAAUAUGCCUCACAGCUGCGUGAUAUGUCCAUGGUCAACGGUGAUGCCAACGGAGAAACACACCGACGCAAGGCAUCAAGCAAAACCUUCUUCGAACGAGUGCGGAAUGGCAAGGCAUAUGGCCUGGUUCGCGCCUUUGGCCUUACGGCCGAUGCUUUUGCCCAAAACGCGUCCAAGGAAGCCCGCCGACAAUAUACCGAGGACCCGAGCGAGCGGCCAGAGGAACUGGCUGAUCAGUUUGUAGAUACCGACUUCUCUAACGCAGAGCAGGUUCUGAAAGCUGCCAAGUCCAUGUUUGCCGAGGAGCUCGUACUGAGCCCCAAGAUGCGCAAGGUCAUCCGGCAAGCGUACUACAUGAAUGGGGUUGUUGACUGCUUCCGCACCGAAAAGGGCCUGCGCCGAAUCGAUGAACAGCAUCCAUACUACGAGUUCAAGUAUCUGCGAAACCAGCAGCUCAGCGACAUUGCUCGUCGCCCCGAGAUGUUCCUGCGAAUGCUGAAGGCCGAAGAAGAGGGCCUGGUAGAUGUGAAGGUGCGCUUUGAGAACUUUGAUCACUUCCGCCAGCGCAUGUAUGCCGACAUUGAGUCCGACAACUACUCAGAAGUUGCGGAUGCAUGGAACCGACUUCGUCGCGACGUGCUGGAUCUGGCACUCGGCAAGCUGGAGCGGGUGAUCAAUCGCAGUGUCAAGGAGAACAUUCGACAGGAGUGCGAGAACCACGUGGUCAAGGAGUGCCGUGAAGCAUUCUCACAGCGAUUGGACCAGGCGCCUUAUAAACCCAAAGGAAUGGUGCUGGGCACAGUGCCUCGUGUUCUUACCCUGUCCAGUGGAACCGGCAUCAUCGGCCGAGACCCUAUCCACUGGGCCUACAUUGAAGAGGAUGGCCGCGUUCUCGAGAAUGGAAAAUUCAUGGAUCUGUCCGUUGGUGACCAGAACCGCGGCAUUAAGGAUGGUGCGGACGUGGCUCGCCUCCUGGAUUUGAUCGACCGGCGCAAGCCCGACGUUCUUGGUGUCUCUGGUAUGACACCGGAAACUCGCCGCCUCUACAAGCUUCUGUCUGAGGUUGUUGACCUGAAGGACAUCCGCGGCGCACCUUACACAGACGACCGUGAUGAAGAGGUCAGUGAUCGUCUCGAGACCGUCAUUGUCAAUGAUGAGGUUGCUCGGUUGUACCACAAUAGCCCCCGCGCCCAGAAUGACAACCCUGGUUUCGGGCCUUUGACCCAUUACUGUGUGGCCCUGGGUCGGUACCUGCAGAGCCCUCUCAAGGAAUAUGCCUCGCUGGGUCGUGACCUUGUCUCUAUUCAAUUCAAGCCUGGCCAGCAGCUGGUCUCGCAGGAGCUGCUGAUCAAGCAGCUGGAGACCGCUUUGGUCGAUAUGGUAAACUUGGUUGGUGUUGAUCUCAACGAAGCAGUUAACGAUCGCCUGACCGCGAACCUCGUUCCAUAUGUCUGCGGUCUUGGUGAGCGAAAGGCAGCUCACCUGCUCAAGGUUGUGAACAUGAACGGAGGCGUGGUGAACAAUCGCGUGGAGCUGUUGGGUGUCAAUGCACAGUACCCCGCUAUGGGCGUCAAAGUAUGGAACAACUGUGCCAGUUUCCUCUUCCUUGAUUUCGAGAGUGUUGACCCAGAUGCCGACCCGCUGGACAACACCCGUGUGCAUCCCGAAGACUACGACAUUGCCCGCAAGAUGGCUGCCGAUGCUCUGGAGCUCGACGAGGAAGAUAUCAAGGCCGAGACCGAUGAGAAUGGCUCCGGUGCCAUUGUGCGCAAACUGUUCCGCGACGAGCAACAAGAUCGUGUCAACGAUUUGAUUCUGGAAGAGUAUGCCGAGCAGCUGGAGAAGAACCUGAACCAGCGCAAACGUGCCACUCUAGAGACGAUCCGUGCGGAAUUGCAGCAGCCCUACGAAGAACUGCGCAAGCAAUUCGUUUUCUUGAGCACCGAUGACAUCUUUACCAUGCUAACUGGUGAGACGCCCGAAUCUCUUAAGUCCGGCAUGGUGGUCCCCAUUGCUCUCAAGCGGGUGUUCGACGACCAUAUCGACGCGAAGUUGGACUGUGGAGUCGAUGCGCUGGUCGCAGAGACCGAGCUCGGAUUGCCCUAUGACAUCCCCGUGCGCAAUGUCUACUCGGCACACCAAACCGUACCCGCUAAGAUUAUAUUCCUAAACCGCAAGGGUUUUACAUGCAAUGUGUCUUUGCGUGAGGAUCAGGUCAGCAACCCCAUUCGGAACAUUCCUGAUCAUGGAUUUGGCGACUGGGAUGAGGUCCAGGAGCGCAAGGAUAAGGACUCCAUGCAAGAGAAGGAGCAGCAGGGCGGACAGGCCAUGCGUGUUAUCAAGCACCCGCUUUUCAAGCCAUUCAACGCGACACAGGCUGAGGAGUAUUUGGGCUCCCGCACCCGCGGUGAUGUGGUUAUCCGUCCUUCCUCUCGCGGUCCUGACCAUCUGGCGGUCACCUGGAAGGUGGCACAUGGUGUCUACCAGCACAUCGAUGUCCUGGAGCUGGAUAAGGAGAACGAGUUCUCUGUUGGCCGCGUCCUGCGAGUUGGCGGCAAGUACAGCUACAGCGAUCUUGAUGACCUGAUUGUCAACCACGUCAAGGCGAUGGCGAAGAAGGUGGACGAGAUGAUGCUGAAUGAGAAGUAUCAGGAGGGCAGCAAGGCCGAGACUGACCAAUGGCUCGAAACUUAUACCAAGGCCAACCCCCGGCGCUCGGCGUAUGCGUUCUGCAUCAACCCCAAAUACCCCGGCUAUUUCUUCCUUUGCUUCAAGGCGGGCGAGCACUCGCGCCUCCAGAAUUGGCCGGUGAAGGUGAUCCCGCAGGGCUACGAGCUACAGAAAAACCCGUAUCCGGACAUGCAGGCCUUGUGCAAUGGGUUCAAGCUGAUGUUCACCAACAUGCAAGCCAGCCGGAGGUAA
Molecule: messenger RNA, 4251 nt
Organism: Penicillium canariense
Lineage: Eukaryota; Fungi; Ascomycota; Eurotiomycetes; Eurotiales; Aspergillaceae
Gene: spt6
Product: chromatin-remodeling histone chaperone SPT6
Exons: 4
Coding region: 1-4251 (1416 amino acids)
Biological process (GO): transcription elongation by RNA polymerase II; transcription elongation-coupled chromatin remodeling; nucleosome organization
Cellular component (GO): transcription elongation factor complex
Molecular function (GO): histone binding; nucleosome binding; DNA binding
Source: RefSeq, a predicted model, not a curated record